This is a messenger RNA of Tremella mesenterica DSM 1558, 279 nucleotides long. RefSeq lists its product as uncharacterized. Gene Ontology annotation, biological process: translation; ribosomal small subunit assembly. Gene Ontology annotation, cellular component: ribosome; cytosolic small ribosomal subunit. The transcript has 3 exons. Gene Ontology annotation, molecular function: structural constituent of ribosome; RNA binding. The coding region runs from base 1 to 279 and encodes 92 amino acids. Lineage: Eukaryota; Fungi; Basidiomycota; Tremellomycetes; Tremellales; Tremellaceae. The record is from RefSeq and is a predicted model, not a curated record.
AUGAAACCCUCAGCUCUCUUACUGAGACGGUCAACUUGGAAAGGUCCAUACUUCACCGCCUUCCCUUCACUAACCAACGCUCUCAAAACUUCCACACCCAUCUAUACAAAAUCACGAGCAUGUACGAUCUUACCGAAUUUCGUAGGAAUCAAAUUUAUGGUUCAUAAUGGUCAACAUUAUCUUCCUGUUCAAGUGACAGAGGAGAUGGUCGGACAUAAGUUAGGAGAGUUUAGUGUGACCAGAAAGAAGUUUUCAUAUAGACAAACGAAGAAUCGUUAA